This is a messenger RNA of Copidosoma floridanum, 1450 nucleotides long. RefSeq names its product RNA-binding E3 ubiquitin-protein ligase MEX3C. Gene Ontology annotation, molecular function: RNA binding. Lineage: Eukaryota; Metazoa; Arthropoda; Insecta; Hymenoptera; Encyrtidae. The record is from RefSeq and is a predicted model, not a curated record.
AUGAAGGGCUGCAAGAUCAAAGCGCUGCGCGCAAAGACCAACACGUACAUAAAGACACCGGUGCGCGGGGAGGAGCCGGUCUUCGUGGUAACGGGACGCAAAGAGGACGUGGCCCGCGCCAAACGCGAGAUUCUCUCGGCGGCCGAGCACUUCUCCCAGAUCCGCGCCUCCCGCAAAUCCAGCCUCGGCGCCCUCCUCGGCGCCCCACCCGGACCCCCUGCCUCGGUCCCCGGACACAUAACCAUCCAGGUGCGCGUACCCUACCGCGUGGUUGGCCUCGUCGUCGGACCCAAGGGCGCCACGAUCAAGCGCAUCCAGCACCAGACGCACACGUACAUCGUCACCCCGAGUCGCGACAAGGAGCCCGUCUUCGAGGUCACCGGCCUCCCCGAGAGCGUCGCAGCCGCCCGCACCGAGAUCCAAGCCCACAUCACCCAGCGCACGGGCGUCUUCCCCAUUUGCAUGCACAACGAGGAGAAGGACCUCCUGGAGGCCCUCUGCCGGGGCGGUUUGACCUCGAUCCUCGGCUGCCUCGACGCCCCCGGGGCACAAGGCACCAACGGCGCCAAGACCGGUGGCAGCAAUGGCUCGAGCGGCGCGUUCUCGUCCAGCGGCAGCUGCAGCAGCUCGUCGUCGAGCUCCGGAGCCACGGGGCUCAACGACCUCGUGGCCAUCUGGAACGCAGGCAUGGAGCGGGACGAAGGCCUCGGGGAGUCGCCCAGCUUCGAGUCCCAGGCGGCAGCCGCGGCGGCCUCCUCGAUCUGGAGCUUUCCGGGGGUGACGCUGCCCUCGCGGCCCUCCCCCCCGGCUUCGGCGUCGCCAGCCUCGCCCACGGACUCCCUGCUGGGCAACAGCAGUACCCUCGGUGGUGGUGGCGGCAGCAGCAGCAACAGCCUCCACGGGAUCAUGGCCACCGGGACCAUGAGUCCUCCGAGCGUGCGGGAGUGCAUCGUCUGCGGGGACAAGGACGUGUCGACCGCGCUCGUACCCUGCGGCCACAAGAACUUUUGCGCCGAGUGCGGCCACCGCAUAUGCGUGAGCAGUCCCGAGCCGACCUGUCCCAUCUGCACGAAGCCGGUGCGCCAGGCCCUACGCAUCAUCAACUAAGUAUAUGUACAUACACACCACAACAGCCAAUACAGCGACAGCAACAACAACAACAACACCACAGCCUCCCCGCCCGUUCCGCGACCCUCUUUUCGACGACUGACCAAUCGUUAGGAAACAACGCCAGGCGGCUGCUGGACCACGUUAUUUUAUUACCACGCCACUACCCACGGGUUCAUCGAGGCGUCGUCGUACGUUGUACAAUGUCCACGUAUGUCGCACGUCGGAUGUGUAUACAAUAUAGAUUGUACCACACGAAGCGCCCUCGCGCGAUUUUAUACUUUGAUAACGAACGAGAUACAGCGCCAGGAGAGGAGCUGUUGCUGCCACGAGAAGGACGAUC